AUGCUCUUAAAAAUCACAGUUUUCGAAAAUAGUAUUCUUCUAAAAAGUGCUUUGUUGAAGUUUCAGAUAUGUACAGUCAUGUCAAGAGCGAAAAGUUCAAUAAAGUUAUUGAAUCCUUCUGCUGCUUGGUUUCCGGAAGUAGGUGUGUGUAAGGACAACAAACCGAUAAGAUUAAAGCUGAGAAAAGGCGAGAAGUACUCUUGGUGCUCAUGUGGUUUGUCUGGCAGGCAGCCUUGGUGUGAUGGUAGUCAUCGUUCAGAAGGCCUCACAGCUCUAAAACCUUUGCAUUUUGAAGUCGAAGCAGACGGUGAAUAUAGUUUAUGUGGAUGUAAGGCUACUCAAAAUCGCCCCCUUUGCGACGGCCGUCAUAACAAAGUUCGAAAGACGCGCAACACUGAUCCACCUCAAUUCUGUGCAUAUGACGAAUCAGCAGUGUAUAGUGGCGAGGCUAACAAGCUCGGAUAUAAGCCGAAGCAAGGACGCUGGCACUUUUAA
This is a messenger RNA of Thelazia callipaeda (thelaziosis nematode), 495 nucleotides long. NCBI's taxonomy places the organism in Eukaryota, Metazoa, Nematoda, Chromadorea, Rhabditida, Thelaziidae. The record is from the annotation of a GenBank genome assembly.